AUGUUACAGGUGAAAUUAGUAGUUGUGGGUGACGGCGGUGUCGGCAAGAGCGCUAUAACUAUACAAUUCUUCCAGAAGUUAUUUGUCACUGACUAUGAUCCUACCAUUGAAGAUUCAUACAUUCAACACACGGAGGUGGACGGCCAAUGGUGUAUACUUGAUGUUUUGGACACAGCCGGUCAAGAGGAGUUCAGUGCGAUGCGCGAACAAUACAUGAGGAAAGGAGACGGUUUUCUGCUUGUGUACUCAGUGACAGACAAGCAGAGCUUUGAAAACAUCCGGCACUUCCACACGCAGAUACUGCGGGUCAAGGAUCGCGAGUCGUACCCCAUGCUGGUGGCGGCCAACAAGGUGGACCUGGUGCACGCGCGCGCCGUGAGCGAGGACGCGGGCCGCGAGCUGGCGCGCGCGCUGCCCGCGCCCUACAUCGAGACCAGCGCCAAGGAGCCGCCGCUCAACGUGGACGCGGCCUUCCACGAGUUGGUCCGAAUCAUCAGGAAUCACCCACAACAGGAAGAGAAACAGAGACGCCGACGGAAGUUCGGAAAAUGCACAUUGCUCUGAAGUUUGCUAACUAAAAGUUCUAACGUUGGGUCCACACUGUACAGCGUAGAGACUUAUGUACAGACAUCUCUAGAAACAAAAUGUGAUUUAAAGUUAUGCUGAUGUGCGUUACUCGGGAUUUUUCUCAAUUAUUGUAAAAAAAUAAUUUUCUGUUUUGUAAUAGUAUAUGAUGUUGGCGGUCGCUGGUUCCAUCCCGCACGUUGCUUAAAUUUGUAUUGGCCACACAGAUGUUGGUCGUGGUCUGGGUGUUAGUACUUGUGUAUUGUGUUUGUUCCCGGACCCCUACAAAGGAGUUAAUCGUUGAGUGAGGCGUUUAUUUAUUUAUGUAUUUGAUGAUAGAUUAAUUUUUAUUAUGUAGAUUAGACUUACAUUUGUGA
Molecule: messenger RNA, 941 nt
Organism: Melitaea cinxia (Glanville fritillary)
Lineage: Eukaryota; Metazoa; Arthropoda; Insecta; Lepidoptera; Nymphalidae
Product: ras-related protein M-Ras-like
Exons: 4
Coding region: 1-564 (187 amino acids)
Biological process (GO): signal transduction
Cellular component (GO): plasma membrane
Molecular function (GO): GDP binding; GTP binding; GTPase activity
Source: RefSeq, a predicted model, not a curated record